Molecule: messenger RNA, 3034 nt
Organism: Aptenodytes forsteri (emperor penguin)
Lineage: Eukaryota; Metazoa; Chordata; Aves; Sphenisciformes; Spheniscidae
Product: neuropathy target esterase
Biological process (GO): phosphatidylcholine metabolic process
Cellular component (GO): endoplasmic reticulum
Molecular function (GO): phosphatidylcholine lysophospholipase A1 activity
Source: RefSeq, a predicted model, not a curated record
AUGCGUCCCUGACGGCCGUGCUGCCCAAGCUCUUCGCCGAGGAGCAGCUCCCCAGCGGCGCGGUGCUGGGGGUGAUGCUCGGCCUCGGCCUCUUCACCGUCAUCAUCGCCACUGCCAUCGUGGUCCUGGUCCGCCGGCUGCGCCUGAAGAGUGAGGGGGGGUGGUGGCCGUGCCCCGAUGUCACCUCGUUGUCCCCAAGGUUCCUGCGCAUCCAGAAGGAGCUGCCCACGCUGCAGCUGAAGGAGCCUCCGCCUUCGGUGCUGGAAGCCGACUUGACCGAAUUCGAUGUGGCCAAUUCCCAUCUUCCCUCCGAGGUCCUCUACAUGCUCAAAAAUGUCCGAGUGCUGGGCCACUUCGAGAAGCCGUUGUUCCUGGAACUUUGCAAGCACAUGGUUUUCCAGCAAUGCCAACAAGGUGACUACGUUUUCCGUCCCGGACAGCCCGACACCAGCAUCUACGUGCUGCAGGACGGCAAGUUGGAGCUCUUCCUCACCGAACCGGGCCACCAGCGACCAUACCGGACGGUGUGUGCCCGGGCGGCGGAGGACUCCACCGUGCUACGGCGCUUUGCACACUACCUUGGGAUCAUGCGGGAGCAGCCCAGUGUGGUGCUGAGCGUCGCCCACACCGUGGCUGCCCGUAUGUCACCCUUCGUGCGCCAGAUGGACUUCGCCAUCGACUGGAUGGCGGUGGAGGCCGGCCGGGCGCUCUACAGGCAGGGUGACAAGUCGGACUGCACCUACAUCGCUCUCAACGGGCGCCUCCGCUCCGUCAUCCAGAAGGGCAGCGGCAAGAAGGAGCUCAUCGGGGAGUACGGCCGCGGGGACCUCAUCGGCGUGGUGGAAGCCCUCACCCGGCAGCCCCGUGCCACCACGGUCCACGCGGUCCGGGACACGGAGCUGGCCAAGCUGCCUGAGGGCACCUUGAACAAUAUCAAGCGCAGAUACCCCCAGGUUGUCACCCGCCUCAUCCACCUCCUGAGCCAAAAGAUCUUGGGAAACCUUCAGCAGCUCCGUGGCCCCUUUGCAAGCUCUAGCUUGGGCAUGGCCUCCAGCUCGGAGCCCACCAACCCCACCAGCAACCUGUCAACGGUGGCGGUGCUGCCAGUGUGUGACGAUGUGCCCACGGCUGCCUUCACGCUGGAGCUCAAGCACGCGCUCAACGCCAUCGGUCCCACGCUGCUGCUCACCAGCGACAUCAUCCGUGCCCGUCUCGGCUCCUCGGCGCUGGACAGCAUCCAGGAGUACCGCCUGUCGGGCUGGCUGGCGCAGCAGGAGGACAUCCACCGCAUCGUCCUGUACCAAACCGACUGUACCCUGACGCCGUGGACUGUGCGUUGCAUCCGUCAAGCCGACUGCAUCCUCAUCGUAGGGUUGGGCGACCAAGAGCCGGCACUGGGAGAGCUGGAGCAGAUGCUGGAGAACACAGCGGUGCGUGCGCUGAAGCAGUUGGUCCUCCUACACCGCGAGGAUGGUCCCAGCCCUUCCCGCACCGUUGAGUGGCUCAACAUGCGCAGCUGGUGCUCGGGCCACCUCCACAUCAAGUGUCCCCGGCGCGUCUUCUCCCGACGUGGCCCCACCAAACUGCGGGAGAUGUACGAGAAGGUGUUUGAGAAAAGCGCCGACCGGCACAGCGACUUCUCCCGGUUGGCGCGGGUCCUCACCGGCAACACCAUCGCCCUCGUCCUGGGGGGUGGCGGAGCCAGGGGUUGCUCCCACAUCGGGGUGAUCAAGGCGAUGGAGGAGUCGGGGAUCCCCAUCGACAUGGUGGGUGGCACCUCCAUCGGUGCCUUCAUCGGGGCGCUCUACGCCGAGGAGCGCAGCGCCGUCCGCACCAAGCAGCGGGCGCGCGAGUGGGCCAAGUGCAUGAAUUCAGUGUUUGAGACCGUCCUGGACCUCACCUACCCCAUCACCUCCAUGUUUUCGGGUUCAGCCUUCAACGCCAGCAUCAACAAGGUUUUCCAGGACAAGCAGAUCGAGGACCUGUGGCUGCCCUACUUCAACGUCACGACCGACAUCACGGCCUCGGCCAUGCGGGUGCACACGGACGGCAGCCUUUGGCGCUACGUCCGAGCCAGUGCGUCUUAUACCCCCUACCUGCCUCCGCUCUGCGACCCCAAGGACAGCCACUGGCUCGUGGACGGCUGCUAUGUUAACAAUGUCCCAGGCUCGCUCUGGCGGUACGUGCGAGCCAGCAUGACCCUUUCUGGGUACCUACCGCCACUCUGCGACCCCAAGGACGGCAACUUACUGAUGGACGGUGGUUACAUCAACAACCUGCCAGCCGACAUCGCCCGCAACAUGGGUGCCAAGACGGUGAUCGCCAUCGACGUGGGCAGCCAGGACGAGACGGACCUGUGCAACUACGGGGACAGCCUGUCUGGCUGGUGGCUCCUCUGGAAACGUCUCAACCCCUGGGCUGAAAAAGUCAAGGUGCCCGACAUGGCGGAGAUCCAGUCCCGCCUGGCCUACGUGUCGUGCGUGCGGCAGCUGGAGGUGGUGAAGUCCAGCUCGUACUGCGAGUACAUCCGCCCCGCCAUCGACCGCUUCAAGACCAUGGAUUUCGGCAAGUUCGACGAGAUCUACGACGUGGGGUACCAGCACGGCAAGGUGGUCUUCGAUGGCUGGAGCCGGGGUGACAUCAUUGAGAAGAUGGUGAAGGACCGGCGUUCGGCCGACUUCUAUGAGAGCAAACGCAUGGACGUGCUCACGUGCCCCAGCGCCGGCUUCACCGACCUGGCGGAGAUCGUGUCCCGCAUCGAGCCCUGCGGGGCCGGAUCCGGAUCCGGGUCCUGACCCUGCACCCCCUUUGCUCCCCCAGAGGAGUCCGACUACCUCACCGAGAACGAGGACGAGGGGCCGGAGCCAGCGCGGGGCGAGGAGGACGUGUUCGCCCCUUCCGAGUGGGCCACCGCCGGCGCCUUGGAGGCUGAGGAGGAGAAGAGCCUGCGGCACCGCCCGAGCCUGGCCCGGGACCCCUCCGCACCCCACACCUGACCCCAAACGCUACCGAAGGAGCCCGAGAGCCGGCACUA